This is a messenger RNA of Brienomyrus brachyistius, 947 nucleotides long. It is a transcript of the gene tmem176, whose product is annotated as transmembrane protein 176. The record is from RefSeq and is a predicted model, not a curated record. The coding region runs from base 171 to 788 and encodes 205 amino acids. Lineage: Eukaryota; Metazoa; Chordata; Actinopteri; Osteoglossiformes; Mormyridae. Gene Ontology annotation, cellular component: membrane. The transcript is spliced from 7 exons.
UGGCCAGAGCAGAGUUGCGAAACUGAUCACAUUUCCUGCGAGCCUACAUCAGUCCACUGGGUGUUUUUUGCGGGAUCCGUAAGAAGAAGCUGAGCUUUUUUUGCGUUGUUGGGCCAGAAAGCUCCGUCAGUGAGAGUCCCUGCUGUCUCCUCCGUCCUACAUAAGAAGCGAUGGAUCUGACGGUGUCUAGGAACCUGUCGGUGACGGUGACAGACCACAGCGCGGACAAGCUGCGGGAGAGGCAGCAGAAGCUGAGAGACCGCCUGCAGAAAGUGGAAUCCAAAGUCCUUGGGGUCUCCCAGGUGAUGCUGGGCUUGAUGGUCAUCAGCUACUCCCUGCCUCUGCACCUCACUGAAUACACAGAGGUCAUGACCUUUGGUGUGCCUUGGUGGAGCGCCAUUGUGUUCAUAGUGGCUGGAGCAGUUGCCAUAGAAACCGGAAAGCUGGGCAGUAUGAACUCGCUCCGAGUCUGCUUGCUAGUGUCCCUGGUGGCUGUACUGACAUCCACCCUUGCCCUCAUUUUCUACUCCAUCGACCUCCAUAACAACCAAGACACGGACUGUUCCAUCAGCAGCUCAGCAGCCCCGUGUGGGGCGCAGCAUUAUGCCAAAGCCUUCAGCAGAGGCGUGAAGUCCUGCCUUCUUGUUUUCACCGUCGUUCAGGCUGUUAUUUCAUCCACUCUUUCAUUCUUUCUGUACAAGGAGAGAUUCACUUCCACUGAGUAUGCGUCUCUCAUGGAGAAUACUCCGUCCACCCUUAUCAACAACGCACCUUCCGACAUCAACUGAGGAAAGCCGUAUGUGUGGACCGUAUCCAUGAAAAUAUCCAAACAUCUUCAAAUUCAGUAUACUUAAUGUAAUACAACUUUACAAUGUUUUCAUUUAUACCCGUACUUAUUUUUUGUAAAAACAUGCAUAUUUUUAUCGUAAUACAAGUCGUAAAAACUA